GAGGAGGAGGAGGAGGAAGAGGACGACAGCAUCCGGCUGAACAAAUACGUCAUCGACCCGGACAUGAUCCAUCCACAGUCGCCCUACGAGGCAGUGCUGGCCUCAGAGCCUGACCUCAACAAACGACCGCAGAAAUCCGCGCUCAAGAAGUCGGGUCUGGUGGGGGCGGGGACUGCUGGAGGCCUGAAUGCGGCGUCUAGCUGGACGGCCCGACCCCUGGACACCAGCCGAGCCAGCCCCACCCCGGGCGCAGGCCCAGCUGGGGCUCCUCUAGGGGGUGGCAGCGCAGCCGGCCUCCCGAGGCACAUUGAGGGCCCCCCGGCCCACGUGUCCCCCCAGAGCACCCCCGUGGGCACCGUCAGACCUAUACCCCGGCCCAGGGUUUCCAUACAAGCCACGGGAGACAAUGAGAGUGACAAGGAGAACUCGCACCCUCAGGUGCAGGAGCAGCCCGACUACGACAAUCUGGGAGACUCGGACUCGGAGGAUGAGGAGAUCCGAUACAAGGACGAUUAUGAUCCGAACUCACUGGCGGCCAAAGUGGCAAGAAAUGACAGUCUGGCCCGCUUCUUGGACAACCGGCCCACCAAGCAUGACCUGGUGGCCAAAAAUAUCAUUCCAGACCUGACCGACUCGCAGAAGAAAGAGCUCAGGGAGGCCGUAGGAGCCAAACUCACGCGACGGCUGAGUCUACGGCCCACUCAGGAAGAACUUGAGAACCGGAAUAUUCUUCAUCAACAAUCCACAGCUGAGCAGCGUGCGGAGAAAGAGAGAAAGAAGAGAUACCUUAUCCGGAAGCUGAGCUUCCGGCCCAGUAUAGAAGAGCUGAGAGAGAGAAAAAUCAUCGACUUCAGUGAUUAUGUAGAAGUUACCGACGCACAUGAGUAUGAUAGGAGGGCAGAGAAACCCUGGACAAAACUCACGCCCAGAGACAAGGCUGCUAUCCGGAAGGAGCUGAACGAGUUCAAGUCCCGCGAGAUGGACGUUCAUGAAGACAGCCGGCAUCUGACCAGGUUCCACAAGCCUUGACCUCAGCUGGACCUAAUCCUCCUCCAACUGGCCAUAAUCCUGUACAGACCUGCCUGCCUCUCUGAGCCCGCGCUAAACCCUGUCCUUGACCCGCCCUCUUGUCUACCGCAGCUGCAGCUGUUCCUGUCCUCGCAGCUGUUGCAACUGUCGUGUCGUCGCAGCUGUCGUGUUGUCACAGUUGUCAUGCCAUCGCAGCUAUCACAGCUGUCUUGUCAUCGAAGCAGUUGUGUCGUCACAGCAGCUGCAGCUGUCAUGUUGUCGCAGCAGUUGUUGUCAACACAGCUGUCGUGUCGUCACUGCUGUCGUGUCAUCACAGCUGUUGUGUCGUCGCAGUUGUCAUGUCGUGGCAGCAGUUGCAGCUGACGUCCUGCCUGUCUAAAUGAGGUGAUCCAGCACCUACUCUUCAACGGCUGGGGUUCGAAUCCUCAGGCUCUCAGAUGGGAGUCCUGAAGGAUUUUCUUCUGAUGCCCCUUCUCAUCCUAGAAUUCUAAUGUCAGACGGGAUUCCCCUCACCCCCUCUCCCUAAAGCCAGUGGUGCAGUUUUUCGUACAGGUCCCGAACCUGAGACCCCCCUGGAUUAUAUAGUGUGUUAUCUCUACAUGAUGCACGCGGCUGUGAAAGAUGUCCGAAUGACUCGUGUUGUUUUGUCAGAUGUUUCUGUGAGUCCAAACUUUUGUCCCCCGCAUUUGUCUGCUGAACAUAUCUCUGGGACUCUGUGCUACAGAUCUUAUCAAUGAUUUCUGGGGGAAAUUUCACUUUCUUUGACCUGAGGAAGUGUGGACGUGGUGCGCUGUGGAUGUGUCACUGUGUUACUUGGAGGCUUUGAGAAUGUCAUACCUUGAAGAUGUACCCCCCCCCCAGAGUAUGUAGUGUGUGUUGUGAGAAAGGGGAGGCAAAGACAGACAGAGAGAGAGAGAGAAAGAAGUUCAAGAUAAGAGAAUUUUCUUUGUUUAGUUUCCUCCUUUUAAGUCUGAGGUCUAGAGUAAAAUGUCAGGCUAGUCUGCGUGUUGGGCAUCAAUGCAUUUCAACCCCAUCAAAUCCUCCCCCAGCUCAAAGCCUCUUUCUGUAUCGUCGCCCAGAAUUUUUCUCUCCUUUUAUUCCUCCAGUUCAAUUUUUUUUUUUCGAGGAAUGGUGAACAAAUUCCAGCCGAGAAGUAAUCAAGUUUUUCAAGAUGAUUGUUGCAGUGGUUGUGCUUCUGCAACCGAGGGAGGAAAUUUAGCAUUUAAGUCUUUGUGCAUUGUACAUCGGUGAAGGCGUGAAUGGAGCUAUGUACAUGUGUGUGCCUGGCGCUCGGUGUGUCACGAUUGCUGCGCUCUUCUUGUGGACAUGGGAGAGCAGAUGCGUGCGUCAUCAGUCUCAUGGUUGCCUGGGAAACGGCAGAGAGAGAACAAAUACAACCUCAUAGUCAUAACACAAAGCCAUCCAUUGAUAUUGCUGUGUUAAGCAGUACAAAAGGUUAUCCUUAUGACUUUUGCAAGGUGAAGAUAUCUCAUUGAUUUGAUUUUUAGUACAUGAAACACAACCCUAUAACAGUGGUCCUUUUAAAGCAAAUGCGGUUAAUGCAAAAACUACGGUGAACUGUAGAAUCAAAUUCCUGAUUUUCUAUUUCUUUUACUUUAGAAUUAUUUUUUUUAAACUAUUUGCACAAACUCCCUUUACCGAAAACCUAGCUUUAAGCGGUCUGCACUGAAUGUAUUGGGGAUUUUUAUUGGAUACCAUACCAGCUUCUAGUCUAGAGAACUGAAAAAAAAUUACUUUGGCAUUAGUGUUAUGACUGUGACAAAUAUAUGAACAAUGUUGGGACAUGGGAUCAGUUCCAGAACAAGAUAUGGCUGAAAUUCUCUGCCUGGUUUUGUUCCUUUUAUGUCAGAAUUUUGUGGCAGCCAGUACUGGCCUAUUGUGCUAUUCUCAGUUGUCUUUUCAUCACCCUUUCUUCUAAUGUAGGUCAAAUUAGCCCCUUGCAUAUUUUUGUUCUCAGAAGGCUGAAAGGAGGGGAGUGGUGGGGUGGAAGAAAGAUUCAUAUAAUCUGCAUCUGCUCAAUGGGUUUGUGUGAGAAUUUCAUGGUAUUUUAGAAGCAAAUUGUUUGAUGUGAAUGAAAUCAAAACGUGCACGUUUCUUGGGCAUUUCCUCUUUUUUUCUUACUGUCUGUUCAGACAGUCAAGUCCACAGAAUGAAUUUUACGAAAGGUUUCUCAUGCGAGGCUAUAUAUAGUGCAAAUUUUCUGUUUCUGUUGAUGGCAUUUGUCCUCAAGCAUUGCUUGUAGAUCUCACCGUGGCAUUAGAAGGAAAAAGUUACAGUAGAGUCCGCUAAAACCCUACACGGUUUAUCGGAAAACUGGGGUAAACUGAAAUGAAGAGAAUCCGUAAUUUUUCUCUCUGCUGUUUAAGCAAUAUCUCUCUGAACUGUAAACAUCUAUACCAGAAGGAAAUCUGGCAGUCCGGCAGAUAACAGUUUCAGUGGACCCCACUGAGUUGCUUUUGCUUUUUCCCAGCUCUUUGGUACUUGUAAUGGUAAGUUCAUCUUGACAAGAAGAGACGCAAUGUCUCCUUCUCCACUGCUUGGCGUAAGUCUCCGUUAUACUGGGGUAUGUCUCUACCUGUGCUUCCGUCUCUAUUUCUGUCUCCAUCUGGUCUGUAUCUAUUCCGUCUCUGUUUUUGUCUGUGUCUCUGUCUCUGUCUUUGUCUUUGUCUCCAUCUGGUCUGUGCCUACUCUGCCUGUGUGUACAUCCUCUCCUAGGGUUUUCCUCAGUCCCUGGUUUUGCUCAAAACAAAGAUGGACACGACAGCUCUUGUGUGCUUGGUGACUUUAAGUAGACAAACUUUUACAUCUUUGAGGUCGAUUGUUUUUUUAAUACACUCUAGGCUAUUCCAAGAAUGGAAAAAAAGAACUUCUGAACUGCUAAUCUUGCCUGUGCAAACUUUUAGCAUGUGUAGCAUAUCAGCAUAUUUAGAUUUUUUACCAGAAUGUUUUUUUCACUUUGAUUGUAAACAUACAAGCAAAAAAAUGUAGACAAAUGUUUGAAUGGUAGCAGCAGAAGUUAAUUCUUUUCAUAGAGAAACCAGUGGGAAACAGUCGCUGACAUUAGCCUGCGAUCAGGCGAGUUCGCUGCAACACUGCACGGGUCGAGAUAAGCUCCGUGCUGCACACAGAUUGUUCACCUAUUGUUGUUGAAUAUUUCUCCCUUCUUUUGUCGACUCAUUGAGGGCUCGCACUCUGGUUACUCAACAGCGCUGGAAGAUCUUUGAAGACGCUUUGUUUUGGGGCAUUUU
Aplysia californica (California sea hare) is the source of this 4298-nucleotide messenger RNA. Its product is annotated as phosphatase and actin regulator 4. The record is from RefSeq and is a predicted model, not a curated record. NCBI's taxonomy places the organism in Eukaryota, Metazoa, Mollusca, Gastropoda, Aplysiida, Aplysiidae. Gene Ontology annotation, biological process: actin cytoskeleton organization. Gene Ontology annotation, molecular function: actin binding.